This is a messenger RNA of Fibroporia radiculosa, 2811 nucleotides long. RefSeq lists its product as uncharacterized. Gene Ontology annotation, biological process: proton transmembrane transport. Gene Ontology annotation, cellular component: membrane. The record is from RefSeq and is a predicted model, not a curated record. Lineage: Eukaryota; Fungi; Basidiomycota; Agaricomycetes; Polyporales; Fibroporiaceae. The transcript has 8 exons. Gene Ontology annotation, molecular function: antiporter activity. Bases 1 to 2811 code for a protein of 936 amino acids.
AUGCUGCUGGCCAGGUAUGCAUCUCUGUUGUGUUUGUUCGUCAAGCCAAGUCUUGAUCACCGCCACUUCGAAAAGGGUGGACUAUUAACGGGUCAAGAUCCUUCUGACUUCAACACUUCUGACCCACUACGACUAUGGGUUAUACAACUUGGUGUGAUAUUGAUGAUGACACAAGUUCUCUCACUUGUACUGGGGAAGAUCAAGCAGCCGAAGGUCAUUGCAGAAGUGAUCGGUGGCAUCUUGCUGGGUCCCACUGCAUUCGGUCGCAUCCCCGGUUUCACCGAACAUGUAUUUCCUGAGCAGUCUUUACCCUACCUCUCGCUCGUUGCGAACAUUGGGCUAUGUCUGUUCCUCUUCCUUGUUGGCCUGGAGAUCGAUGGUGCUAUUGUCAAGCGCAACUUCCGGUUAUCCUUUAUAAUCGCAGUUGCUGGCAUGGCCCUUCCAUUUGGUUUGGGUGCCGCGCUCUCCGUACCCUUAUACCACACCUUUAUCCCCUCUACCGUCAAGUUCACCAACUUCAUGCUAUUCACGGGCGUUGCGUACUCGAUUACUGCUUUUCCAGUUCUCUGCAGAAUUCUCACCGAGCUGAAGCUGUUGGAUACAACCGUCGGCAUCGUCGUUCUGUCCGCUGGCGUUGGAAAUGACGUCGUCGGCUGGGUACUUCUCGCACUUAGUGUGGCCCUUGUGAAUGCAGGUUCCGGUUUGACAGCGCUGUGGAUCCUAUUUGUGUGCCUUGGCUGGGCGCUAUUCUUACUUAUAAUUAUGACGAGGGUCAUGUACUGGCUCGCGCGGAAGACAGGUUCGAUAGAAAAUGGCCCAACAGUCUUCUUUAUGACAAUAACAAUUUUAUUAAUGUUCGGCUCAGCAUUUUUCACGGAUGUCAUCGGAGUUCAAGCGAUCUUCGGUGCAUUCUUAGCUGGAUUGGCUGUCCCCCGAGAAGGUGGUCUAUGUAUUACGUUGACAGAGAAGCUGGAAGACAUGGUAUCUAUAAUAUUCUUACCUCUAUAUUUCACCAUUUCAGGUUUGAAUACCAACUUGGGCCUACUGAACAACGGCAUUACUUGGGGAUUUACUAUCGCGAUAUGUACCUUGUCCUACUCGGGCAAAUUUGGCGGCUGCGCAAUUGCCGCCCGACUCGCGGGCUUUUCUUGGCGCGAAGCCAGUACGAUUGGCUCUUUAAUGAGUUGCAAAGGCCUUGUUGAAUUGAUCGUGUUGAACGUAGGGUUAUCAGCGGGUAUUCUCUCUCAGCGCGUCUUUUCUAUGUUUGUGCUGGAGGCCCUUAUCCUCACCUUCAUGACUACGCCAGCUGUUGUCGUGCUCUACCCUCCGGAGAUGCGUGUGCGUGUGUCGUUGGACAAUAAUGGAGCUACUGGGACUGUCAAACACAGAGGAGAUGAACAUACAGCGGAGAAGAGAUCAGAAGCCAGUUCGCUCGGAGGGAACCUGAAUGAAGAGGCGCGGGAGCACAAGUCCCGCUUUACUAUCGUAUUGGACAAGAUCGAGCACCUCCCUGCUUUAAUUGCCUUCACGCAGCUGAUUCAACCGCCCGCGAUGGGCGCACUAUCGGAGGGAGAGAAUACAAAUCUGUCCCUCUCAACACUUCCAGGUUCUGGAAAGAUCAAUCGUUCAAAGAUGCAUCGCUAUUCACCCAACGCGCACGAAGUCUCAGUCAAUGCUCUGCGUUUAAUAGAGCUUUCCGACCGAGCCUCCGCUGUCAUGCGUUCGUCCAAUGCGGAUUCUUUGAUCCAUGCCGACCCACUCCUGAACAUCUUUAGUACUUUUGGCAGCCUGAAUGGGAUCUCGGUCUCCUCCUCGCUCGCGAUUGUGGCAUAUGAUGACCUCGCAUUAAGCAUUGCGGAAAACGCUCAACGACACCGGUCUCAACUUGUUCUGCUGCCCUGGCUGCCCUUCCAGCCAUCAUUGGAGGCAUCCCCUUCCCCGGACGCGCUGACUGGGGACGCUAGGGAUUUGUCUCCGACGACUCCUCGUGCUACAACAGGAUACAUGCAAAAUCCGUUUGAGACACUCUUCCGAACAGCCCCCUCGGGCCCGGACCAGUCUUCUUCAGCUGUGUAUUCGACUUUUGUUCGCAGUGUCUUCGCACGGAUGCGCACCGACGUCGCGCUGUUCGUGGACCGGCGACAUCUUGGGGAAGCGGGGUUACCUAUUGUCAGCAGCCAGCAGCAUAUAUUCAUGCCGUUCUUUGGAGGACCGGACGAUCGCCUCGCGUUGGACUUUGUGGUUCAACUAUGUGCGCAUCCGCGGACAACUGCAACGGUUUUGCGGAUAAGACAGUAUCAACCGCACGAAGCAGAGUCCAUUGACAAACCUGCUGCAGCACACCUUGUUGACAAACAUCCGAUUGAAGUUACGAUGACGGCGUUCCCCGACACAAUCUAUGAUCACCACUCAACACAGACUCGCUUGCAGUCAGAGACUGCGGACAAUGUCUUAUGGUCGCGUUACGUGUCGCAGGAGCCAGGGGUCGAUGCACAGUUACUUGACGCCCUCUCCCGCAUAGAGUUCUCUGAGGUGCAGACGCCAACGCCUCUCCGGACCGUCGUGGAAUACGCAUCCAAUUUCUCCUUAUCUGCUAGUGAGAUUCGCUGCCGGUCGUUGAUCAUGGUUGGUCGGUCGCGGCGGCUUGCAUUUGAAUACCAUCAACAGGAGCUGAAACAGCUCAUGGAGCACCACGGAGCUGUCGGUAGCGAAAUCAGGAAGACCAUGGGAGACGUGGCCUCGGCACUCCUCGUGACUGGGAGCAAAGCCAGUAUUGCCGUCUUCCAGGCGGCGGACACUUCUCUUGAUUGA